Williopsis jadinii is the source of this 1836-nucleotide messenger RNA. It is a transcript of the gene ESC2, whose product is annotated as Esc2p. Bases 205 to 1836 code for a protein of 543 amino acids. Lineage: Eukaryota; Fungi; Ascomycota; Saccharomycetes; Phaffomycetales; Wickerhamomycetaceae. The record is from RefSeq and is a predicted model, not a curated record. The transcript has a single exon.
UGAGUACUCGUGGCUUGUGCUCAAGGACUGGCGGUGGUUCUGACGAUUAUUGGGGGGAAUUCGUACCAACCAUCGUCUAUGCCUAAUAUCACGUGACCUCUACAGUGCUGUGUGGUCUCUGCUGAAAACAAACAAACAAACAAACAAACAAACAAACAACAGUUGGAAUCACUGGAGGUAGUCAGCCUGUGAAGCAUAGAGCUGAUGAAUGAAGCAGUCGAGCCAACAGUUGCUGAGAAUGGCUCGUCAGAGGCUAUUGACCUGACUCAGACACCUCCUGAAGGGGCCGGAAGCGUGAUUGCGGAGGCUGUUGAUGCUGCCAUCACCGCUGCGGACUCUGCAACUGGUGCUGUAUCAACAAAUGUGACGUGUUCCAACAUUGGUGCUAUUACACCUGGUGGAGAGUCUGGUGUGCAGACACAGCUGGAGAGACAAGACACACUGGCGUUAACACAGCCAGAUGAGGUGCCCUCACAGAUGGGGGCCCUAGAUUCCAAUGUCAAAACAGAGAGUACAUCGAUGGGAGCCGUAGAUUCCAAUGUCAGCGCAAAAACAACGUCUGUGGAGACCUACGCGAUCGAUAUUGAUGAUGAUGACUUCUUUAACCUAAGUGUACGGCCAUCGUUCGUGGAGAAGCCCAAGAAAAGGAAGAAGAAGAAGAAAAGACAGAGAGAAGAUGUCACGUCUGCUACUCCGGACGCUGAUGACUUGAGAAAGAGGACAUCGCUGAGUCCCAGUCCUGUGAUUGCUUCUUCGAAGAAGUCUUCAAUCACCACCGAUGACAAAGGUGAUGAAGAUGUGCUGAUUGUGGAAGAGAUCCAAACGGCAAAACCAGCUAAGAAACCAAAAGUUGUGCUUGAUCCGAAUUUUGAUGAAAAUGCCAUCAGACAACGUAUCAAGGAACAAACUGCGUUGCUAUAUGCUCAGAGUAAUGAUAUCUACGGCGACAUCCUUGAUGAUAACGACGAGGAUGAUAUAUCUCGAAGGCUUCGCUUGACAGAAAAAAAAGCCUCUGAGCUGCUGUCCCAAAGAGAACCCGGUUCCGCUAUAGAGAGAUCUAUAUCUGUUGAGCCGAUGGAGAAGAGGAAGUACAAUGUUACCGUGGAAUCCUUCAUCCCAGGGAGUGAGCAUUACCAGCUAACCUUGGCUGUGAAAGGUCACAAGAACUGUGCUGCCCUAAUCUCGAAAUCCGUGACUUCCUUUGCAGCCUUCAACGCAGUUCCGGAAUCUCUCAUAUAUCUGUACGACCCGGUCAAUGUUACGCUAAUGAAGGACAAGAUAGAGCUGAAGGAGCAUAUGAAGCUCGACUCUUUAAAACUACCGGUGCCAGAAUCCGGAAUAACAGAUGUACAUCUUUCCCUCUAUACAAAGCUUCAGGCCCGUGCAAUACUUGAGAACGAGCAACGUGAAAGGGACAAGAGACUCAGGCAGCUCGAAAGAGAGGAGGAACUUGAUAGGUUUGCGCAUGCAAAGAUUAAUGAUGAUGCGUAUGAAACGUAUGCUGAUGAUGAUGAGUUCAGGGACAUUGAUAAAGAGAUCGACAUGGAGAGUGCUACUAACGGGGGAAUGGUCCAUCUUGAACCGGGUCCUGCUGAGAACGAGCAGGACUCCGCCUAUUUCAAGAUUGUGCUAAAGUGUGAUGAAAAGACCAGAAUGGAGGUAAAAGUGAAGCCAGAUACAGAGCUCUCCAGAAUUGCUGAGCACUACCUGGCGAAGUCUGGCCUUCCAUCCACUACAAAGAUACGGCUUGUAUUUGACGAUGAAGACCUAAACCUGAGUGAAACUGUCGGUGAUACAGAGCUCGAAGAAGGUUUCACCGUUGACGUGUAUCAUUGA